Rhagoletis zephyria (snowberry fruit fly) is the source of this 1802-nucleotide messenger RNA. The record is from RefSeq and is a predicted model, not a curated record. Lineage: Eukaryota; Metazoa; Arthropoda; Insecta; Diptera; Tephritidae.
AUGGUCAACGUUGCACCGCUUCUACCGGCGCUCGUACCGCUGGCCACCCUUCUCUGGAUCCGCGCCGCCGACCACUCAGUGUCCAUAUCGAGGAAUAGCUGGGAUCAUGAGUACGAUUACAUUGUCGUCGGUGGCGGUUCAGCAGGAGCGGUGAUGGCGAGUCGACUAUCGGAAGAUCCCACCAUGAGAGUGCUACUACUUGAGGCAGGCGGAUCGGAGAACAUCUUUUCGGACAUUCCACUGGCGGCGGCAACACUACAAAUGACACCCAUAGACUGGGCAUACCAGACUGAACCUCAGGAAGCAUCGUGUUUUGGUCUCAUCAACAGGCGGAGUCGCUGGCCUCGUGGUCGCGUUCUGGGCGGUUCUUCAGUGCUCAACUACAUGCUCUACGUUCGCGGCAACAAGCGUGACUACGACAACUGGGCUGCAAACGGCGCCUACGGCUGGAGCUGGGAAGAGGUACUGCCCUACUUUAUGAAGUCCGAAGAUAACCGUGACCCUUCCAUAGUCAGGAAUGGGUACCACGGUGUGGGCGGCCUUCUCACCGUCUCAAGUCCGCCCGACUCUACGCCUGUAUCGAUUGCUUUUCCCGAGGCGGGCAAGUUCCUGGGGUACCCCAAUGUGGACGUGAACGGUCCCUACCAGUCAGGCUUUGCCAUUCCUCAGGGCACCGUCCGCCGAGGGGCUCGCUGCUCCACUGCCAAGGCCUUUCUCGGCUCUGCCCGUGACCGUCCUAAUCUGCAUGUGAUCACCUUCGCCUACGUCACCAAGGUGCUCUUCAAUGACUUCAAGCGCGCCGUCGCCGUACAGUUUGACCGCUUCGGACUGACGCACGCCGUCUACUCGCGCAAGGAGAUCGUCAUCUCUGGAGGGAGCAUCAACUCCGCUCAGCUGUUGAUGCUCAGCGGCGUCGGACCGAAGGACCACCUCGAGGCACACGGCAUUCCCGUCAUUGCCGACCUGCCCGUCGGACUGAAUCUCCAGGAUCACAUUUACCCAGGUGGUGUUCACUUUACCUUUGAGGGCAAGUUCUCCUUUGUCCAGCGACGGAUAGUUUCACUGCCUAACCUCAUCAGCUACUUUGCCUCGGGCCGAGGUCCAAUGACAACUUUUGGCGGAGUGGAGGGCCUUGGCUUCAUCAAGUCAAAGUAUGCUAAUCACUCUGACGACUAUCCCGACUUUGAGAUUCACAUGGUAACUGGCGGACCGACCUCUGACGACGGGCAGACCUUUCGUCGUGUGCAGGGUUUCACUAAGGAGCUCUGGCAGCAGGUGUACGAGCCGUACAUAAAAUUCGACACCUUUAGCAUGUACCCAGUGCUGUUGCGUCCUAAAUCGGUGGGCUACAUCAAACUGCGCUCUGCCAAUCCCUACGACCCACCGAUCAUUGAUCCGCGCUACCUGACGCACCCAAAGGACAUUCUCUCGAUGGUCGAUGCCAUGAAGAUAUCGGUUGCCGUUGGUCUGACGCCGCCGUACCAGGCGAUGAAGGCACGACUCUUUGAGACCGUUUUUCCCGGUUGUGAGCACUACCGAAUGUGGAGUGACGAGUACCUGGCCUGUGUGGCCAGGACCUACACUGCCACCAUCUACCAUCCAGUUGGCACGUGCAAGAUGGGCGCAAAGCACGACCCAACUGCCGUCGUUGACCCUGAGCUGCGAGUCCUCGGUGGCGUCAAGGGACUUCGUGUCGUUGACUGCUCAGUUAUGCCAAAAAUUGUCUCCGGGAACACCAAUGCUCCGGUUAUUAUGAUUGCCGAAAAAGCCGCAGAUAUGAUCAAGGGAGUUAACUUACCGAG